Molecule: messenger RNA, 420 nt
Organism: Anopheles marshallii
Lineage: Eukaryota; Metazoa; Arthropoda; Insecta; Diptera; Culicidae
Product: trafficking protein particle complex subunit 2-like protein
Exons: 1
Coding region: 1-420 (139 amino acids)
Biological process (GO): endoplasmic reticulum to Golgi vesicle-mediated transport
Cellular component (GO): cytoplasm; nucleus; TRAPP complex
Source: RefSeq, a predicted model, not a curated record
AUGUGUGCCUGUGUGGCGAUCAUCGGCAAGGAUAAUGCACCGUUGUACAUCGCGACCGCGAACGUGGAUAAGGAGAUAGCGUUGCAGUACCAGGUCCACGCUUCGCUGGACGUAAUCGAUGAACGGUGCGCCACUAACCAGAAGGCUGCGGCCGAUGGUCGAGAGCUAUACCUCGGUUCGCUUAUAUCGACCGAGCAGUACAAGAUCUACGGUUACGUUACGAACACAAAGAUCAAGUUUCUGAUCGUGAUCGACGCUAGCAGUACGUCUUCGUUCCGGGAGAACGAGGUGCGGGCAAUGUUUCGCAACCUACACAAUCUCUACACGGAUGCGGUUUGCAAUCCAUUCUACACGCCGGGCGAACCGCUAACUUCGGCUAGCUUCGACCGUGCAGUGCGUGGAAUAAUAAGCGCUAAUUAG